AUGGCCCUUCUGGCUGAAGAGGGCGAGGGAAAUGGCUUCGACGAUUCUAUUGAGAACCUCGAGGCCGUCACGGCAUCCGGCUUUGUCCGGCGGACGAGGAAGAUCUCAGUGACCAUCGGUGCGGUCUUUUGUCUUGGAAUUCUCGGCACGAUCUCACUUCAGCCCCGGCGAAACCAAGCCGCAGAGAUAUCUGCAAGAAAUGUGAGCUCAGAACUGGAUCGCUUCAGCUUCCUCCUAGAGCGGGAGCUCUUUGAUGUCAGCUUGUUUGACAACAUUAACGUGCCCUACAGCUCGGAGCCCGAGGAAUCGAAGGUCAUUACAACCACUUGCGUCAUUGAUGUGACUCAAGCAAUGUUGUAUUUGGGAAAUGCGAUUGUCUACAUCUACAGGGCUGCAAUUUGCCCUGACACCGAGCCCUUGGGGUGUACGGAACCUGUCGCCUACGCAGUUACCGCUUUGACCUGGUUGGGCUCCUUCCUGGCUAGCGCUUCCACGUCCUGCGCGGACUCCCUGAAUCCCGCAAGCGCCUGCGUUGCCGCCACGCUCCGCGACCUCGCAGCCGCGGGCUCCACUGUCUUUGGCUUUAAAGAGGACUGCCUCCUGACCAAGCCUUUGAUGGACAGUCGGGUCUACCAGGACAGAAGAAAGCUCCCACCAAUAUUGGAGAAGAUCUACUCGUUGAACCAGCCUUUUCCACCAGAGGCACAAAGACGUGCUGUGUCCGCACAGGUGGUGGCAGGCCAAUUCUAUGCUGAUUCAAUUUUUGAAGUUUUUUCCCCACCCUCGGUGUGGGGUUGUUAG
Messenger RNA from Symbiodinium necroappetens, 801 nucleotides. The record is from the annotation of a GenBank genome assembly. Lineage: Eukaryota; Dinophyceae; Suessiales; Symbiodiniaceae.